AUGCUUCACACCGAGAAUAAUGUUUGGGGCCGUAUGGUUCGUCGGUUGAACAAGCGUCGAAGUAACAAGCAGAAAAGCAAAAAGGCAACGAUGGUGGUGUAUCAGUGUGAGAAGACUUCAGACUAUUUUGCUGAUUAUGAUCAAUUUGGUCCGGUAGAAAGAGACCCAUGGCCCACGCCGGUAAACUCCGAGGCCAGUUCGAUGUACUCAGAUUGGACAGACAGUGAAGACGAAGACGAAGAAGAUGAAGAAGAUGAAACUGUUAGAUUGAAAGUAGAAAAUGAGGAAAUUGACGAAAUCGCUUCAAUUGAAGCAAUUGACGCAAUUGACAAUGUCACUAAUGACAUUUUCAAACUCAAUUACUUGACUCCAAACAUUAACGGAACCGUCACAAAUGUGUCGCGGUACCUUUUUCCUUCGCUUCCUAGCCAGGGCUCACUUUACUUUGGCUAG
Messenger RNA from Meyerozyma guilliermondii ATCC 6260, 453 nucleotides. RefSeq lists its product as uncharacterized. NCBI's taxonomy places the organism in Eukaryota, Fungi, Ascomycota, Pichiomycetes, Serinales, Debaryomycetaceae. The transcript has a single exon. The record is from RefSeq and is a predicted model, not a curated record. Bases 1 to 453 code for a protein of 150 amino acids.